Messenger RNA from Mollisia scopiformis, 3236 nucleotides. Its product is annotated as MCM-domain-containing protein. Gene Ontology annotation, molecular function: single-stranded DNA binding; single-stranded DNA helicase activity; ATP binding. The transcript has 4 exons. The coding region runs from base 63 to 3131 and encodes 1022 amino acids. Gene Ontology annotation, biological process: DNA strand elongation involved in DNA replication; double-strand break repair via break-induced replication; DNA replication. The record is from RefSeq and is a predicted model, not a curated record. NCBI's taxonomy places the organism in Eukaryota, Fungi, Ascomycota, Leotiomycetes, Helotiales, Mollisiaceae. Gene Ontology annotation, cellular component: nucleus; MCM complex.
UUGACUUCCCCUCAUCAUAUACUCGAUUCUCAACAACCUCAAAAACAACGAAGAAAGGCAAGAUGUCGUCUCCAUCGCAUCGCCGCUCCCAAUCUGGAACGCCCCGCCGAACAUCGCAAAGAAAUGCAAUUCCAAGCAGUCCCCCUGAUUUGGAUCCAGCAGCUGCCCAGCUUCAAAACGAAGCAGCAUCGUCGCAAAGCAAUGGUACCCCCAGGCGAAAUGUUCCUUUAUCGUCACCCAUGAACUAUCGAUCGUCGCCAGCAGAAAUUGCUCGUAUGAAUCGAGAACGAGAUGUCUCUUCUCCAUUGAGACAGAUGUCCAAUACCCAGACGACACAGGAUGGGGAGAGAACACCACGAGCCAGUACAACUGGCCUCCUUGGAGAAUCUUCACCCAUUCGAUAUGCCUCAAGCUCAGUUAAUGGAUCAGACGCCCCUCGUCAGCAAUCAAUACUUCCUGAUAUUAGAAGUGACAGUAGUGGCCUUUUCGUACGAUCAUCCCGCUCAGCCGGACCCGGAUCUUCAAUAAAUAACUCGAGACGUGGCGAUAUCAACUCUGAGAACAUCAACACUCCUCACUCCAGACGUCGUAUUUACAUGGAUGAAAGUGGCAGAGUUGUGCGAGAGGUCCCUGGUGAUGUUUCUGAAGCGCCAACUUUCUCAAACAUGGACCCUACUACAUCCGAUGCUCAGGCAAUGGGUGGCAACUCUACAUUGUGUAUUUGGGGAACUAAUGUCUCAAUCAAUGAUACUCUCUCCGUUUUUAAGGAGUUCCUUCGAAAUUUCACCAGGAAAUACCGUAUGUGGGGAGAUGGAUUGUCUGAGGAGGAGACUCGCGAGGAUCCCGACUCAGAGACCAAGGAAUAUGUCCAGAUGAUGCAGAAUAUGUUGACUCUUGGAAUCACCAGUCUCAACUUGGACUUCCGCAAUCUUAAGGCUUACCCUCCUACCAAGAAGCUUUGGCAACAAGCACAGGACUAUCCACAAGAUAUUGUCACUCUUAUGGAUCAGGGUAUCAAGGAUGUGAUGUAUGAACUUGCAGAAGCGGAGAUGGCCAGACAGAGACAAUCUCAGACUCCAGCACAAGCUUCACAGCGCAGCAGAGUCAUGAGCUCCGAGCCACCAGUUCCAAGUUCUGAUCGGGAGGAGCCAGAAGCACAAAGCCCUCGGGGCCAGGAGUCGAACGAGCUAGACUUGUGCCAGGAAGUUCAGAAGAGAUCAUACCGAGUCCGACCAUUUGGGCUUGAUAGUACAGUCAACAUGCGAGAGCUCAACCCUUCUGACGUCGAUAAGAUUGUAGCCAUCAAAGGCCUCGUCAUCAGAACUACUCCAAUUAUCCCAGACAUGAAAGACGCCUUCUUCCGAUGCCAGGUCUGCAAUCAUACUGUUAAGGUCGACAUUGACCGUGGCAAGAUCGCCGAGCCGACCAAAUGCCCUCGACCCAUCUGCGCGUCUCCAAACUCCAUGCAGAUUGUGCACAACCGUUCUGGCUUCAUGGACAAACAAGUCAUCAAGCUCCAAGAGACACCUGACUCGGUUCCACCUGGACAAACACCUCAUUCGGUCUCAAUGUGUGCUUACGAUGAGCUGGUUGAUCUUUGCAAAGCUGGUGACCGGGUUGAAAUCACUGGUAUCUUCAAGGCCAGUCCUGUUCGCGUCAAUCCAAGACAGCGAAUUCAAAAGAGUAUCUUUAAGACUUAUAUCGAUGUCUUGCAUAUUCAGAAAGUAGACAAGAAGCGCAUGGGAAUUGAUACUACGACGGUUGAACAGGAGCUCUCCGAGGAGCUUUCUAGCAAUAUUGAGGAAGUGAGGAAGGUUAGCGAAGAGGAAGAAGAGAAGAUCAAGGCCACUGCAGCUAGACCGGACAUUUACGACCUCCUCUCCCGCUCUCUUGCUCCCAGUAUCUACGAGAUGGACGAUGUCAAGAAGGGAAUCUUACUACAACUUUUCGGUGGUACUAACAAAUCAUUCGAAAAGGGUGGAAGUCCGAAGUAUAGAGGUGAUAUCAACAUCUUGCUUUGUGGUGACCCCUCCACGGCAAAGUCACAGAUUCUGCAAUACGUCCACAAGAUCGCCCCUCGUGGUGUCUAUACCAGUGGAAAGGGUUCUUCAGCAGUCGGAUUGACUGCUUAUGUUACUCGAGAUCCUGAAACUCGUCAACUCGUUUUGGAAUCUGGUGCUCUGGUCUUGUCUGAUGGCGGUGUUUGCUGCAUUGAUGAGUUUGACAAGAUGUCAGAUGCAACUAGGUCCGUCCUUCACGAAGUGAUGGAACAACAGACUGUCUCUAUCGCCAAGGCUGGUAUCAUCACAACUUUGAAUGCUCGAACCAGUAUUCUUGCAUCUGCCAAUCCCAUCGGCAGCAAGUAUAACCCGAAUCUACCUGUACCGCAAAACAUCGACCUCCCACCAACUUUGCUUUCCAGAUUUGAUUUAGUGUACUUGAUCCUGGAUCGUAUCGACGAGACCAAUGAUCGCCGGAUGGCCAGACAUUUGUUGAGCAUGUAUUUGGACGAUAAACCACAGAAUGCAUCAACGCAAGAAAUUCUACCCAUCGAGUUUCUUACAUCCUACAUCUCCUACGCUCGCCAACAGUGCCAGCCACGAAUCAGCUCAGAAGCUUCGGAAGAGCUUGUCACCUCAUAUGUUGAGAUGCGCAAACUUGGUGAAGAUGUUCGUGCAGCCGAGCGACGUAUCACUGCGACUACUAGACAACUUGAAUCCAUGAUCCGUCUUGCCGAAGCUCAUGCUAAGAUGCGAUUGUCCGAAAUUGUCACUAGAGAUGAUGUCAAGGAAGCCGUGAGAUUGAUCAAGUCCGCGCUCAAGCAAGCUGCAACAGAUGCUAGAACUGGUUUGAUCGAUAUGAGCUUGCUCACUGAAGGUACCAGUGCCAGUGAGCGAAGACGAAAGCAGGAUCUCAAGACUGCCGUUUUGGCUCUGUUGGAUGACAUGACAAGACAAGGUCAAGCAGCCCGGUACAGCGAGGUGGUCAAGCAGCUCGGCGAGCAGAGUAGUAUGCCUGUUGAAGGUAAUGAAUUUGCAGAGACCAUUAGAAUGUUGGAGCAAGAGGGUAGCAUCAUGGUUGUUGGCGAGGGCGCAAGAAGAGCAAUUCGUCGGGUCACUGGUGUUGCUUAAGGAAAUGGCUUGAUACAUGGCGUUUUGUAUGACUUUGAAUGUUGGAUGUAUGGAUGGGAUGAGGACAAUGCAAAUAAUGACAGACAUAGGAGUUGAUUCAUGAAU